UCUUCCGGUUAAAACAAUCGUGGGAUACUGUUGAACAUGGCGAAUCUAGCGGCUGCUGUUGUUGCUGCCGCGGGCAGGGAUCCUGCAGUUGAUCGGUCUCUUCGUUCGGUAUUUGUGGGAAAUAUUCCGUAUGAGGCGACCGAGGAGCAGCUUAAAGACAUCUUCUCAGAAGUCGGCCUGGUUGUCAGCUUUAGGUUAGUCUAUGACAGAGAAACGGGGAAGCCCAAGGGCUAUGGUUUCUGUGAGUACCAGGACCAGGAGACGGCGCUUAGUGCCAUGCGGAACCUGAACGGGCGAGAGUUCAGUGGCAGAGCCCUUCGUGUGGACAACGCUGCAAGCGAGAAGAACAAGGAAGAGCUCAAGAGCUUGGGUACGGGUGCCCCUGUCAUUGAGUCGCCCUAUGGAGAUGGCUGCCAGCCUGAGGAGGCCCCGGAGUCCAUAAGUCGUGCUGUGGCCAGUCUGCCUCCAGAGCAGAUGUUUGAAUUGAUGAAGCAAAUGAAACUGUGUGUGCAGAACAGCCCCCAGGAGGCCAGGAACAUGCUGCUGCAGAACCCCCAGCUGGCCUACGCCCUGCUCCAGGCCCAGGUGGUCAUGAGGAUUGUCGAUCCCGAGAUAGCUCUGAAAAUGCUCCACCGUCAGACUACAGUUCCGCCCCUGAUCCCCAGCAGCCAGGCGGGUGUGGCUCCAGUUCCCAGCCAGCCCCUCUCCCAGCCCAACAUCCCAGCCUCUCAGCCACAGCCAAUGCCAGGCAUGCACGUGAACGGCGCCGCCCAGAUGAUGCAGCCCCCCCAGAUGGUGGGCGGUGUGACGGGCCCCAUGCCGGGACAGGGGCCGCUGGGUCCCGCAGUUGGAAUGCAGCCCCAGAUGGGUAUUCCCCAGGGAGGUCCUGUUCCUAUGGACAGGGGCCAAGGGAACCCUCAGCACUCCCCCGUAGGACCGUCAGGGCCGGCUGCUAUCGAUCGGCCGCAAGUGCCCAUGGCGGACCCUCGGGCGCCCAUGCGUGGGGGAGUUCCUCCGGGACCCGCUGUGGUGGCCCCCAGGGGCCUGCUGGGAGAUGGCCCCAACGACCCUCGUGGCGGCACUCUGCUUUCGGUGACGGGGGAGGUGGUGGAGCCCAGCCGCGGCUUUAUGGGAGCCCCUCCACACCAGGGCCCCCCCAUGCAUAUGACCCACGUUGGGAGCGGUCCCCCCCCUGACAUGCGAGGACCCCAUGAUAUGAGGGGUGGCCCAAUGGGUGAGCCCAGAGGCAUGAUGGGAGAGCCCAGGGGGCCCAUGAUGGAACAGAGAGGCCCACCCAUGGAUGCCAGAGCUCCCAUCCCUGGUGCCCGUGACCCCAGGGCAGUGGAGACCCGCAGCCUGGAUGCCAGGGGUCCUGUGGCCACCCAGAGGGUGCCCAUGGCGACAGGGAUGCAGGGCCCAGGCCAGCACGCCAUGCAGGCACCUGGCCUCUCGGGAGUUCCGCAGACGGGUGGAGGAGGAGGAGGAGGAGGAGGAGGAGGAGGAGGAGGCUUCAGCCCGGGCCAGAGUCAGGUCACCUCGCAGGACCAUGAAAAGGCCGCCCUGAUCAUGCAGGUGCUGCAGCUGACGCCGGAGCAGAUCGCCAUGCUGCCGCCAGAGCAGCGCCAGAGCAUCCUCAUCCUGAAGGAGCAGAUCCAGAAGACCGCGGGGGCGCCCUGAGGAGCAAAGGGGAGCAGCGCGGGGGAACCCGGAGGAGCCGACUGGCCGCUGUGCCCCUCCCUCUGCUGACACUCUCUGUUUUGUGUUGCCUGGAAGAUGCCUGCACAACAGAGCCCGCAAGACGGGUUCACAAUUGUAAAAUGUCUUUUUGUUUCUGUGUAUUAAUAUUUAGUGUUUUGGGGGAGGGUUAGGUCAGGUGCUAGAAAGGCAAAGCAGGGUGAGGUGCCAGUGCUGUGCCGUAGCUGCAGCCAGGAGCCCCUGGAACACUUCAGGACAGAUUCCAGCACACACAGCGAAGACCUGUUGCUACGGUGAUGUCUCUGGCAGGCUGAUGGCCAGUGUGUCGUCAUGCCACUUAUCCAAUCGUGGAUACCGUACCAUUCUUUUUGUAUAUUGGCUGUUAUUUUUAAAUGGAAACUGUCACUUCUGAAAAAUGUACUGUUUUCUUUGUCUUUGAAUAAAAAUGUCACAUUA
Molecule: messenger RNA, 2151 nt
Organism: Anguilla anguilla (European eel)
Lineage: Eukaryota; Metazoa; Chordata; Actinopteri; Anguilliformes; Anguillidae
Gene: cstf2
Product: cleavage stimulation factor, 3' pre-RNA, subunit 2
Exons: 15
Coding region: 37-1677 (546 amino acids)
Biological process (GO): mRNA 3'-end processing
Cellular component (GO): mRNA cleavage and polyadenylation specificity factor complex
Molecular function (GO): mRNA binding
Source: RefSeq, a predicted model, not a curated record